AUGGCUUCAUCUCAAGAUGAAGACGGAUCGAGUCACGGCAAGAACAAAAGUGUGUUGAUUGAGGAACUUAGUCAUGAUUUUUUUAGUGAACAAAUUGGAAAGGCUUUGGAGAACUUCUCUCCAUUCAUCGUUAAAAAGUUAAACGAGACCCUUGAGGGCGCAAUGAGUGAUUCGAUCGCGAUCAAGAUAAGAGAAGAAGUUGCAUCCGCGGUACAAAAGGAGUUUGAUAAACGAUUUCCGAAGGAAAAAGUACCGGAAAAUCAAGACGCUGAGGAGCGUCCAAGGCCAAAGAAUGAGAAGCCUUAUGAUCUUAAGAGCUUCACCAUUGCUAACCCGCCCAAAUACAAUGGGGAUCCUGACCCGAUUGUGAGCACAAGGUGGGUAAAUGAGGUUGAGGGAGCCUUCCGCAUCACAAAGACUCCCCCGGAAGACAAAACCUUAUAUGGGUCAAGCUUGUUGUGUGAUAGGGCUAAGCUAUGGUGGGAUGGAGAGAUUGUUAAAAGAGGGGAGGAUGCAACGGUGGGUAUGGAAUGGGCCGAUUUCAAAGUGGCCUUCUUUAAAGAAUUUCGAUCAGAAGCCGAUGUGACUAGGCUUAGAAGCGAGUUUAUGAAUGACUCGCAAGGCACCUUGAAUGUAAACGAGUUUCGGGUACAAUUUCUGGACAAAGCUCAAUUUUGUCCGGAAUAUUUGAAAGACGAUCGGUUGUUAAAGGAGCAUUUUUAUCUCAAACUUCGCAAGAGCAUUCGAGAGAGGAUUACGUUACUUCAAAUCGAAUCGUUUACACAAUUGAUUGAUGUGGCUAGGUGGCAUGAGGUUGAGCACGGUAUGCCGGAUGACGAGACCCCCAAGAGAAAGAUGGAACAAAGUAACUCUCCAAACAAGAAGUUCCGGUCUAGUGGUAGUUCGGGGGGUGGUUCAAAUAGGAAGAACAUUCCCACUUGCAACAAUUGUGGGAAGCAUCAUUCUGGAGUUUGUUUAUUACCAUCUAAGAAAGGAUGUUUCAAUUGUGGACAACCGGGUCACAUUAGCCGAGAUUGUAAGUUCUCUCCAAACAAACCUACUGUGUGCUUCAAAUGCUUUAACGAAGGACACAUGAAGAGUACUUGCCCAUUGUUGACGGAGGAGGAAAGGCAAGCCGAAGCAAGAAAGGUUAAUGAAAGAAAAUUGGCGAAACAAGGGGGAAUCUGA
Erigeron canadensis is the source of this 1188-nucleotide messenger RNA. RefSeq lists its product as uncharacterized. The transcript has a single exon. Gene Ontology annotation, molecular function: nucleic acid binding; zinc ion binding. Lineage: Eukaryota; Viridiplantae; Streptophyta; Magnoliopsida; Asterales; Asteraceae. The coding region runs from base 1 to 1188 and encodes 395 amino acids. The record is from RefSeq and is a predicted model, not a curated record.